AUGAUUCAGCUACUGCUAAUUGAGUUGAUGCUUCUAGUGAUUGUAUCUACAGCAUAUUUGGUUUUUAAAAGGAUAGGGCCACGGCACCAUCACCCACUUCUUGAGCAUGUCACUUCAGUACAUGCGGAAUUCAAAUGGCAAGAGCAACUACCUUUAACCAUACGUCCUUUUGUUGGUAAACGAAAUUUCAAUCCAAAUAUCGGUGUUAGGAACAUAUCAAAGAAUCCUAAUGAAUGGUUAUUGAUUGAAAACACUUACCUCAAAGUAACAACCUUAAAGGCAAAAUCUCUCAAAGCUAAUCCUAGGCAGACAACCCACAUUUAUAAAGACUCCAGAUCAAUUAGAGCACUUCAAGAGUUCUACAAUAUAAUUUGCGAUUUUUACCUUCAAAGGUUUCCACAAUAUUUCCAAUUGGAUUCAAAAACUAGAGUAAUUGAAAAUAAAAUAAACGGACUCAAGUUUGAAAAAGAUGCUCAUAAGUUACGGCCACAACAAUUAUUGGUCAAUAUUGGAUCCAACAUGGAAGAAGAUUUCGUAUUGUUAUUGAAGGAUGAUCCAAAUGAUAAAGAACAAGAGUACAUUAUGCGAUCAUCGAUUGUGGGUUUCCCAGCCGGAUUUGACCCUAGUGUAUUGUUCAACAAACCGAUCUCCUACAUCCAUACAUUGGUCCCCCAAUACGAGUCAAGAUUACACAACCCGAUGCAUAAAUUUUUCAACAAUUUGAAACCAACCGAUUUGUGGGUAAGGCAUAACUGGUCAAUACAGACACAUGGAGACUACUUCACGUUGAACAACCAUGCUAGAAAGGGAGAAGAAGUGACGAAAUUGUUUGUUAAUGAUAUUGAUUUCGUCAAUGGAUGUUUCUUGAGAUGUGAACGCCAAGUGUUGACGAGAUUACCCCGAACGGGCGCAGUAGUGAUGACGGUACGGACAUAUUUAACUAGCUUGGAUAAACUCAAGAAUGAGGAACAAUUGGGCGAAGAGCUUAUUCAUGGCAUUGAUUCGUUGCCACAAGAUAUGGCGUUCUAUAAGAAAAAGAACUCGUGGGGUGAUGCAGUUAAGGAAUAUUUGUCAACAUAA
This is a messenger RNA of Lodderomyces parapsilosis, 1080 nucleotides long. RefSeq lists its product as uncharacterized. NCBI's taxonomy places the organism in Eukaryota, Fungi, Ascomycota, Pichiomycetes, Serinales, Debaryomycetaceae. The transcript has a single exon. The record is from RefSeq and is a predicted model, not a curated record. Bases 1 to 1080 code for a protein of 359 amino acids.